This is a messenger RNA of Branchiostoma belcheri (Belcher's lancelet), 918 nucleotides long. RefSeq lists its product as uncharacterized. The coding region runs from base 85 to 918 and encodes 277 amino acids. The transcript has 3 exons. Lineage: Eukaryota; Metazoa; Chordata; Leptocardii; Amphioxiformes; Branchiostomatidae. The record is from RefSeq and is a predicted model, not a curated record.
GGCAUACCUGCGAAAACCCUGCGCAUCCUCUACACAACCAAACAACUUGUUUAUGGUCAAAACAAAUACCUGUCGGACUACAAAAUGGAGGAUCAGUCCAACCUCACAGUUGUUCUGCGCCUGAAGGGAGGAAGCGACACCGUGGAAGACCUGUCUCCUCCGCCGAAGCAACUGGACGAGGACGUGGAGACCACCGAGGCUCCUGAUAUGAUCAGCUGGGAGGAUGACUCCAACACGCCCCGAGCCAAGAUGUCCUGUGGGCACGCCAUCACUCCUGAGACACUCACCACGUUCUGCGAGAGUCUGCUGAGUGCAGGAAAGUACGUCUUCAAGUGCCCUUACAUCAGCCCAAGUAGGGUGUACUGUGGCAAGGAGUGGACCUAUCUGGAGGUCCGUCGUCUCGCCGUCCUCACAGCGGACGAAAAGAAGCAGUUCGAGACCAAAAUCUCCGACAACUACCUGCGCAAGGGGAUGGGCAUCCAGGAGUGUCCCAAGUGCCACUCUCUCUGUGAGCGCAUCAACAAGAAGCAAAAGCGCGUGGUGUGCCCCCUGUGCUCGGCCUCUGACGGCGUGGAGUUCCACUUCUGCUGGCACUGCCUGCAUCAGUGGGUCGGAGGAGGCAUCGAGAAGUGCGGCAAUGACAGCUGCGGCGGUGAAGACCCGCGUCUCAAGAUCCUACGCGACUGCAAGAAGAAGACUAUCGUGGGCGUGGCUAACUGUCCUGCCGUCAGGGCCUGCCUGAAGUGCGGUAUGCUUAUCGAGCAUGAGAAGGCCUGCAAGCACAUGGCCUGUGUCUGCGGUCAGAAGUUCUGCUUCAUCUGCCUGAAGCCCGACCUGAACGGAAGUUACCAGUGCGGCAGUUACGACAGUCCGUGCGAGAUCGCUGACGUACAGAAGACCAUCCCUGCAGACAACUGA